Molecule: messenger RNA, 835 nt
Organism: Cheilinus undulatus (humphead wrasse)
Lineage: Eukaryota; Metazoa; Chordata; Actinopteri; Labriformes; Labridae
Exons: 7
Coding region: 71-667 (198 amino acids)
Biological process (GO): vesicle-mediated transport; protein secretion
Cellular component (GO): Golgi membrane
Source: RefSeq, a predicted model, not a curated record
UCUCUGGGGUCCUCAGCACACGGUUUUGUUUACAACCACGUCACCCGGAAAUGCAUCCUGGAGUGUCAAAAUGCACGGACAGGACUCCCAUGAUGCCCCUCUUUUUGGGGAGGAAGACGAUAAUAUCGUGUCAUCAAAGUCACAACUAAGACAUCCGGUGGUUUCAUUCUUCCAUCUCUUCUUCCGUACAAGUGCCAUCGUGGUGUAUUUACUGUGUGAUCUCCUCAGUGGUCGUUUUAUCGCCUGUAUGGUCACCAUCAUCCUCCUGCUGUCAUGUGACUUCUGGACAGUCAAGAAUGUGUCUGGCAGAUUGCUUGUGGGCCUUCGCUGGUGGAAUCAAGUUGAUGAAAAUGGAAACAGCCACUGGGUUUUUGAGUCCAGGAAGACACAGAGUCUGAAAACAACAUCCAGUGCGGAGUCACGGAUCUUCUGGCUCGGACUCAUCAUCUGCCCCAUCUUCUGGGUCAUUUUUGUGUUCAGUACCAUCUUCUCUUUCAGGCUCAAAUGGCUGGCUGUAGUGAUCAUGGGCUUGGUUUUGCAGUGGGCCAACCUGUACGGAUAUGUCAGAUGUAAGGUGGGCGGAAAGUCCAACCUUGGGAACAUGGCGAGGAACUAUCUCAGUGCUCAGCUUUUUAAACAGGCAAUGACUAAAGCAGAGGAACCUUGAAGUUGAUGGAGUACAUUUUAAGUCAUAGAUUUCUUAGGGAAUGAGUGGCUUUUCUGAGGUGAUAGUGGUGUUUCAAAUUCAGUUACCUCUUUUAUUUAACACAUCUGGGAUGUGUUUUCCUCUGUAUUUCUGCCAGAUGUUUUAAUAAAUACUAAAAGUUCAAAUUAA